Pichia kudriavzevii is the source of this 621-nucleotide messenger RNA. RefSeq lists its product as uncharacterized. Gene Ontology annotation, molecular function: translation elongation factor activity; guanyl-nucleotide exchange factor activity. Bases 1 to 621 code for a protein of 206 amino acids. The record is from RefSeq and is a predicted model, not a curated record. The transcript has 2 exons. Lineage: Eukaryota; Fungi; Ascomycota; Pichiomycetes; Pichiales; Pichiaceae. Gene Ontology annotation, biological process: translational elongation. Gene Ontology annotation, cellular component: cytosol; eukaryotic translation elongation factor 1 complex.
AUGUCCUACAACUUAGACACCGUUGCAAAGCUCGAUGCUCAAUUAAAGAACAACUCCUAUAUUGAAGGUACUGCACCAACUCAAGCAGAUGUUGCAGCCUACAAGGCUUUCCAAACUGCAUACCCAUCCUUUGCAAGAUGGUUCAACCACAUUGCUUCCUUCUCUGAAGAUUUCGAAUCUUUACCAGCAGCUUCUGGUUCCUCUGCUGCUGCUGAAGAAGAAGAAGACGAUGAUGAAGACGUUGACUUAUUCGGUUCCGAUGACGAAGAAGAAGAUGCUGAAGCUGCAAAGCUAAAGGCUGAAAGAGUUGCUGCUUACAACGAAAGAAAGGCAGCAAAGGGUCCAAAGCCAGCAGCUAAGUCCAUUGUCACCCUUGACGUUAAGCCAUGGGAUGACGAAACCGAUUUAGAAGCUAUGCUUGCACACGUCAAGUCUAUUGAAAUGGACGGUUUGACUUGGGGUGCUCACCAAUUCAUUCCAGUUGGUUUCGGUAUCAAGAAGUUGCAAAUCAACUGUGUCGUUGAAGAUGACAAGGUCUCCAUGGACGACUUACAAGGUCAAAUCGAAGACGGUGAAGACUGGGUCCAAUCUUCCGAUGUUGCAGCUAUGCAAAAAUUAUAA